Molecule: messenger RNA, 417 nt
Organism: Fibroporia radiculosa
Lineage: Eukaryota; Fungi; Basidiomycota; Agaricomycetes; Polyporales; Fibroporiaceae
Exons: 4
Coding region: 1-417 (138 amino acids)
Cellular component (GO): nucleosome
Molecular function (GO): DNA binding; protein heterodimerization activity; structural constituent of chromatin
Source: RefSeq, a predicted model, not a curated record
AUGGCUCGUACCAAGCAGACUGCUCGCAAGUCCACCGGUGGAAAAGCCCCUCGUAAGCAGCUCGCAUCGAAAGCUGCGCGCAAGACCGCUCCCACCGCUGCCGCUGGUGGUGUGAAGAAGCCCCAUCGUUUCCGUCCUGGAACUGUCGCUCUCCGAGAAAUUAGGCGUUACCAGAAGUCGACAGAGCUCCUUAUUAGGAAGCUGCCAUUCCAGCGGCUUGUUCGUGAAAUUGCACAGGAUUUUAAGACCGACUUGCGCUUCCAGUCGUCGGCUGUCAUGGCCCUUCAGGAGGCUGCUGAGGCUUAUCUUGUCUCUCUGUUCGAAGACACCAACUUGGCUGCUAUUCAUGCCAAGCGAGUGACAAUUCAACCAAAGGAUCUUGCUCUGGCCCGCCGUCUCCGUGGCGAGAGGAGUUAA